CAUUGAAAAGUGUGGAUUGUAGUUCACCUUCACCUGAUGAAGAACCCAUACUUUUCAUUGUCCUAAAUUUGGCUUUGACGGGCGAAUAUGAAUGUCCACUGAAUGUCCAUUAUAAAACUAACUACAUCGAUGCUACGAUAACGAAUAGAGUGUGCUCGUUCACGUGAAAAGGGAUAUUAUUCUGGCAGAGGGGCUGCGGCUUAAACCACCAUUUUCUUAUGGAAACCUAAUCGUGCAAGUUUUAUUUUUCGGUGAAGCAAUUACACAAAUUUAAAUGCAAAAGAAACACCGACAUGUAUUUUCAAAAUUCUUUACAAUAAAUGUCAGCGUUGCUGACUGAUUUAGACUAUCUAUCAGUCUAAGCUAAAUCUGAAACUUUGCCACAAGCAUGUGAUACCACCAUCGGAAACACUGCACUAGCGGAACAGUUUGUUACUGACACUGUGUUCUUUAAAACCGAAAUGAGUGUAACACACAACAGAGGCACCGUUAUGCUAGUGGCACAAUAAGAUUUAUUUGGAAUGUUUACUCUAUAUGUGUACGUUCUACGUUUGCUGACUGUACUGUACAUAAUAGAGUGUUAUUAAGAGAAUUAGUAGCUAGCUAACGUUAGUAAAUGUAGCUAUUAGUCUUGAGAUAGGUAACGUUAAACCUUUCCUAGCUAGCACGAGCUAUCGUUAGGUAGCCACAACAGGCUAUCGUAGACAGUCUUCAGCUCUCUAGCUGUAUUUUCAACGUUAGUUUAAAACCUCAAAGUGGUAGUCGUUUUUAAAAGCAUGUAGUUAACUAGGCAAUGUAUUAAACAUUAAUUAACAAAUUGGUAGCGCGACGUUACAGUAUGUACAAUCAUUCCUCUUCACUUAAGUUACACGGAGAGCGAACAUCUAUGUAUAAACACUCAGAAAAUACUUUCUACAAAAGCGGUGAGAAGACAAGCCCCAUCAGUGUAAUUUUGGUUAGUUCCGGUAGCCGAGGGAACAAAUUGCUCUUUCGGUACCCAUUCCAACGGGUUGCAGGAUGCACAUCACUAACGACAAAACAACGAAGUCCAUAUGCCCUGAACACAACAGGAGAUGUUCUCGAAGAUCCAGAUGGAGAUUCAAGAGAUCAAACUCCACUAACUGAUGAACAGUUGGUAGCAGGGUUCUCUGACAGCAUCUUAGCCACUAUCUUGGCCACCAAGUCUGAUAUGUGUGGAAAGAAGUUUGAGCUGAAGAUAGACAAUGUGCGUUUCGUCGGACACCCCACCCUCCUCCAGCAUCCUCACAGCAUUCAGGUUUCCAAGGCAGACCCCUCCCCUAAAAGAGAGACGCCAACCAUGAUCCUGUUCAGUGUUGUCUUUGCUCUGAGGGCUAACGCCGACCCGUCAGUCAUCAGCUGCAUGCGCAACCUGUCCCGCCGCAUUGCCGUCGCCCUGCAGCACGAGGAGCGCCGCUGCCAGUACCUGACCAGGGAGGCCAAGCUGAUGCUGGCAGUACAGGACGAGGUCACCACCAUGACUGAGACUGACGGCAGCCCUCAGUCUCCUUUCAGACAGAUCCUCCCUAAGUGCAAACUGGCCAGGGACCUGAAAGAGGCGUAUGACAGUCUUUGCACGACAGGGGUGGUGCGCCUCCAUAUUAACAACUGGCUUGAGGUGAGCUUCUGUUUGCCUCACAAGAUCCACCGGGUAGGGGGCAACCACGUACCCCCAGAAGCCCUGGAGCGCAGCCUCAAGGCCAUAAGGCCGUAUCAUGCUCUGCUGCUGCUGGACAGUGAGAAGGCUCUGCUGGCCCAACUGCCUCUGGACUGCUCUCCUGCUCUUGUGCGCCUUAUCAAGACCUGUUCGGCAGUCAAGAACCUGCAGCAGCUGGCACAGGAUACAGACCUGGCCCUGUUACAGAUCUUCCAGAUUGCUGCUCACUUGGUGUACUGGGGCAAAGCCAUCAUAGUGUAUCCCCUGUGUGAGAACAAUGUGUACAUGCUGUCCCCUCAUGCUAACAUCAGCUUAUACUCUCCAUUGUCUGAGGCAUUUGGCCAGCAGUUCCCUGGUCAUGACCUGCCUUCCAUGCUGGCUAAGUUCUCCCUGCCGCUUUCACUGUCUGAGUUCAGAAACCCCCUGGAUGCUUUAGUACAGGAGGCUCAGCUGAUCCAGAUGGUUGUGUGGAUGCUGCAGCGCCGCCUGUUGAUCCAGCUCCAUACCUACGUGUGCCUGCUGGUGCCCCCUGGUGAGGAGGAGCCCGCUCUGCUUCGCGAUGAGGUGCUCCCCCUAGUGGCCCGGGUGGGGGGGCGCAGCCUCAGCACACCCAGCGCACUCAGCUUCGGAUCCCCAACCAGCAGUGAUGACAUGACCCUCACCAGUCCCAGCAUGGAUAACUCCAGUGCAGAGCUGCUUCCAGGGGGAGACUCUCCACUAAACAAGAGGAUGACCGAGACGUUACUGGCCAGCCUGACAGAGCAGGAGCGCCAGGUCAUCCUCAACAUCCCAGCUGCACAGAACCCAGAGGACCUGCGCAUGUUUGCCAGGCUGCUGCACUACUUCCGUGGGCACCAUCACCUGGAGGAAAUCAUGUAUAACGAGAACAUGAGGCGCUCUCAGCUAAAGACCCUCUUUGACAAAUUCCGAAGUGUGUUGGUGGUCACCAACCAUGAGGACCCAGUCAUCUCCCUCUUCCAGUCGCCCCUGGAGUAGGAGACAAGACCCUUCCAGAAACCUGAGUGUACAAUGUACGGUACCAUGGCCUUAUUAUGGUGCCUUCUGGUUGUAUGCCAUGAUUACAAUUUCAUAGAGCUAAUAUACAGAGAUCUGUCAUUGCACUGCAAAGGACAGAUACAAUAAAUAAAUACUGUCUGCUAUGCUUGGACCGUUAGCAAAUGUAUAUAGUUUUUAAAAUGUUUUACAUAAACUUUUUUUCUAUUUACAGAUGUUUUAUGUUCCAUGACUGGUUUUCAAUAAUAAAUUAUUGAAAGAAAGUGUGUGAAAAGUUUUAGUAAAGCCUAUGUAUUGGCCAGUUAACACUGUAUUUGACCCAAUAACUUUUAUUUACAGAUGUUUUAUGUUCCAUGGCUGGUUUUCAAUAAUAAAUUAUUGAAAAAAAA
Molecule: messenger RNA, 3078 nt
Organism: Esox lucius (northern pike)
Lineage: Eukaryota; Metazoa; Chordata; Actinopteri; Esociformes; Esocidae
Gene: nprl3
Product: NPR3-like, GATOR1 complex subunit
Exons: 14
Coding region: 839-2671 (610 amino acids)
Biological process (GO): positive regulation of autophagy; negative regulation of TORC1 signaling; cellular response to amino acid starvation
Cellular component (GO): GATOR1 complex
Source: RefSeq, a predicted model, not a curated record